GGGGUGGCGGGAGGUGACGGUUGGUUCGGAGAACCGGGACGGGGAACUGAGAAUUUGCCUCCUUGGAUAACACUAGAUUAGAUUGGCACGAGGCUUACUACAUCUCUUCUUCAAAGCUUCAAAAUAACAUUGGUGGAUCCAUGUCAGAGUUUCGGAGCCCGUGGGAAUUAUAUCAACAGAGUAUCCCAGAUGAUCUGGAUGUUGAAAUGGAGCCGAUGGCGCCUUGUCCAACUUUUACUGAUACAGCCACCGACUUUGACAGGAACAUUCCCCGGAUCUGUGGUGUUUGUGGAGACAAAGCUACUGGCUUUCAUUUUAAUGCUAUGACCUGUGAAGGAUGCAAAGGAUUUUUUAGGAGGAGCAUGAAAAGAAAAGCAAUGUUCACAUGUCCCUUCAAUGGUGACUGUAAAAUUACCAAAGAUAACCGGAGACACUGCCAAGCUUGCCGGCUGAAGCGUUGCGUUGACAUAGGCAUGAUGAAAGAAUUUAUUUUGACCGAUGAAGAGGUUCAGAGGAAAAGGGAGAUGAUAAUGAAGAGGAAGGAGGAGGAAGCGCUUAAGGAAAGCCUAAAGCCCAAAUUGCUGGAGGAACAACAACGAGUCAUUGAAACUCUUCUUGAAGCCCACCGCAAAACCUACGAUCCUACUUAUUCAGAUUUCUCUCAAUUCCGGCCUCCUGUAAGACAAAAUGAAAACAAAGAGCAUACAAGUAGAUCUUCUUUUAACAUGACACCAGGUUUUUCCUUCUCAGAUGACUCUUCAGAUACUUCCAGCUUCUCUUCAGAGCCAAUGACGCUUUCCAGUCUGGAGUUGAACGAUGACAGCACAUCCAUGUCCAUUGACCUCUCUCACCUCUCCAUGUUGCCUCACCUUGCUGAUCUUGUUAGCUACAGCAUCCAGAAAGUUAUUGGAUUUGCUAAAAUGAUUCCAGGGUUCAGAAGUCUAACCGCGGAGGAUCAGAUUGCUCUCUUGAAAUCCAGUGCCAUUGAAGUGAUCAUGCUCCGUUCCAAUCAGUCAUUCUCCCUGGAGGAUAUGACCUGGACUUGCGGCAGCAAUGACUUCAAAUACCAAGUCAGUGAUGUCACUCAAGCUGGCCACAGCCUAGACUUACUGGAGCCCCUCGUUAAAUUUCAAAUUAGUCUGAAGAAACUGAACCUGCAUGAAGAAGAACAUGUGCUUCUCAUGGCCAUCUGCAUCCUUUCUCCUGAUCGCCCUGGUGUUCAGGACACAGCUCUGGUGGAAUCCAUCCAGGACCGACUUUCGCAAAUCCUGCAGACCUAUAUUCUUUGCCGACACCCUCCUCCGGGCAACCGUUUGCUUUAUCCCAAGAUGAUCCAAAAACUCACAGACUUGAGGAGCCUGAACGAGGAGCAUUCCAAGCAAUAUCGCUGCCUCUCCUUCCUGCCCGAACAUAGCAUGCAGCUCACUCCGCUGGUCCUUGAAGUCUUUGGCAAUGAAAUCUCCUGAGCCACCAUUGAGGAAAAAGCACAUGGAAAUCAAGAGAGUGUGUGGGGGUGUCAGCCCAGCUUUCCACUGGCUACAGACUGAAAGUUUUUACCCCACGUGAGAUUGUGUAUAUUCCGUCAGUGAGAAUUUUGAUUUCUUCUCCCACCCACCCCAUGCUACCUGAAGAGCCACAUUCUUGAUAUAGACAUCUCCAGUCUCUCUGAGGAGCAAGCUGAUUCAUCUUACCCCACCUGCCUUUCAAAACUGAAUGGCUUUGUCUGUUGCUGCUUUGCAGCGAUGAAAGGAAAUAUUGCUUUUCAAGCCAGCAGUUGAAAUGUAGCCUUACAAUUGUGCAAGAGCACCCACAGAGAAUGAGUGGAAUGAAAAAUGGAACUUGGAUAUUCCCCUUUCUAUAGGCUAGUAAAAGCUUUCAGUCCUGGAUAACUGUAAUACACAGAGAUAUCGAAGUGCUCGUUUUUAUUGAAUAUAAUUUCCUGCCAACAGUCACUUUAGCAGUGAAAAUGGCAGCAUAUAAAUUUAAGAAAUAAAUUAUUUAAUAAAUAAGAUGCUUCAACAGCAGCAAAACUUCUAUUUAUUAGCCAAAUGAGGAAGAGAAGAAAGAUUUGUUAGAAUAAAUAACCAUUUUCUUGGGUUUUGGGUUUUUUUAAAAUGCAAUUUCUCAAAUGCAUAGAAAUAUGUCAGCAUUUUUUUAGCCCUUAAUAAUUUAUAAUAGGAACUGGAAGAAUUUAGAUUUAAUCAUACACUCCUCGGUGGGGAAUACGGGUGCGUUCUUAAAAACCAGGUUCCUGCCAGAAUCUGUGCACUAUUAAAACUAUGGCCAUGUUUGCCGCUUUAAGCCUUAAACAGUGUCUGACACUACUAAUUACUAAGAGUUGAUGAGGAAUAAUCCAGAAGUAUAAUACUGACUUUUAAUCUAUCCAAGAAUGCUUGGUUUGUUCAGAAAAAUUAUAUUUUUAAUGGAUUGCAGAAAGGAUUCCUAUGAUCAGAUUAAAUCAUGUACAAAGCAGCUUAAUUAUUUGAUAGAGAAUGAGCAAUUUUUAGUUGUUUCCAUUUUGGGGCUAUGAUAUUUGAGUCAGUUCUUAAGUCAUCCUCGGGAGGCUGAAACUAAUUUAUUUUUGAUACUGGUAAAAUGUUUACUCUAAGUUUGACAACCUCUGGGCUACUUGAUUUCUAGAAAAAUUAAGUACAUUAUGAGCCAUUUGUUGACACAGAAAAGAUCUUGUCAUCAAUAAUGACUUCACCAAGAAUAUGUGUGGUUUAGGUAGCUUUUUGUUACAUUGGUCCCAAAUAAUAUAAAAUAAGAUGUGGACCAAUUUCUUUUUGAUGAAGGAGUCUACAACCAUUUGGGUGAGAGAUUUAUUAAGACUGCACUAUUAAAAGAUGAGUUAAUUGUCAGUUUGAAAGAGAAAACCUGAUUAUAAACAAAUGUAUUCCUGCUGAAACUUAGAUAGUAGAAUAUAUUGCUUACUUCAAAGACAUGUUGAACAUUCAGCAUUGUAUAGUUCUGUUUGGUUUUAAUUCUUGGUGAUAAAAGCAGUUUGCACUCUAUACAUCGCUAUAUAUUUUAAUAUAUCAAGUAAAAUGAUUAUUCUUCACAGACAGGAACAGAUUAGAUAAACAUUUUUUUAAAAAAGAUUGUGCUAGUUAGAUUUUACAGCUGAUAUAAGAAGGCAGAGAGAGAUAUUUCCCAUUUGGAUUGAAAUCUGCCCUGUGCUCACUAGGUGUCAGUAGGGUAAUAGACUAGACUGUAAUUCUUUUGAAAGUGCCUUGAGUUUGCUGCAAAGCAAUUUAUCUUUUUCUAGAAUGAUUAGAUUGUUUUACUCUAAAAUUAGCCUAAAUUACUGGGAUUGGAAGAUUUCAUCAAAGCCUUAACUUCCUUCUGUACUUCUCUGAGAGUUGGCACAAAGGCAGCCCACCCACAUGCAACAAGUCCCUGUGGUUGGAUGUGUGUGAGCAUAUGUAGGUGCCCCUCCUUCAGCUAGCUCCUUUCGCAGGGAAAGCAUAUUAAAGUUUUCCACCUUUGCAACCCAAAAUACUUUGGAUUUUUCAUUAUCCAAGCUAACCAUUUUAGAUAUAGUAUCUGCAUUUUAAAACCUUGGUCCUUCAACUGCAGAAAUGCAUUAUCGCUCCAGUGAACCCUCUUUAGCUUGGUCACUUGAAUGGGCUUUUUAAUCAAUAUUUGUACUCCAUCUCAGCAACUAAGCUGAUAAAUAAUUUUAAAAUAGGAUGAGUUUAUGUUUCCACCAUAUGCUUGAGUCAAGAACACUUUUAAAAGUGAAAAUCACUCCAGCAAAUACAUGGUUAGAGUCACAGUAGGGAGUUAGGGCAAAUUUGAGCUCAUUGGUGGUAGCAAGUAUUGAAAGAGACAAUUAGAAGAAAAUUCAGGUACUCUAUGGAAUGCACAAUAUACACAUUAUUAAUUUGUCCGCUAUUUAAAAUGCUGCUAGAAUAUAAGUAUGCUAAUUCGCUUUAGGGGGUAUUUGUUUCUGUACCUUAGAGACAUUUUUGUCAUUUUUUUUCAUGGUUAGAACAAUAACAAGAUCUUAUAGGUGUUGCAGUCAUGAAUGUAAGAUUUGGAAUCCAUCCCAUAUCAGAAAAUAAUGUCCAUGCCGAGGAGGAGGAGAAUACUUAAAAGUUUUUCUGCCUAAGAGAGGAGUAGAACUAAUCAUCCUCUCAAAUUUUGUGCCCUCAACUGAAUACAGCAAUCUUCGAACAUCAUGCUCGUUACAAGCCAGUCAUGUUACUAUGAUGAAUCAGUUUAUUUAGUAUAGCCUGAAUGUGAAUUCGUUUUAGAGCCUUUAAUAACAGUGACAUUUGAAUCAAAGUUGCUCUGGUCUGAAAGAUGUUAGGGCUCUUUUUCAACCUCUGCACAUAAAAGCCAAACCUGUACAGUUAGAGAUGAGAAGCUUACUAGAUGAGAAACACAAAUCAUCUCCAUUUUGUUGCCUUAUGUAGUAAAUCGUCAUGCACUUUAUAAAAAUCAAUAUAAUGAUUUAAAGAGAUAUAUAUUUUAAUUGUAGUGAUGAUGAUGGUGGCGGUGGUGAUGAUGAUGAAUGAUGGAAACUUAGAGAUGAAUGCUAUCUUUUUAAUCCUAUGUACAUCUUUUGGCUUUUUUUCUAACAAAUAAAGAUCUAAUAUUUAAAUAUAAUAUUCCAGAGCUUUAAUAAUAAAGAAUGAUUGAAUUCUGUUUUGCAGUUUUAAAUGUGAUGAUGCUUGGUUACAUUAAUAAAAAAAAUGGAGAAAA
Molecule: messenger RNA, 4710 nt
Organism: Ahaetulla prasina
Lineage: Eukaryota; Metazoa; Chordata; Lepidosauria; Squamata; Colubridae
Gene: VDR
Product: vitamin D receptor
Exons: 11
Coding region: 141-1466 (441 amino acids)
Biological process (GO): positive regulation of transcription by RNA polymerase II; multicellular organism development; negative regulation of transcription by RNA polymerase II
Cellular component (GO): nucleus
Molecular function (GO): vitamin D response element binding; nuclear receptor activity; zinc ion binding
Source: RefSeq, a predicted model, not a curated record